This is a messenger RNA of Mytilinidion resinicola, 300 nucleotides long. RefSeq lists its product as uncharacterized. The record is from RefSeq and is a predicted model, not a curated record. Bases 1 to 300 code for a protein of 99 amino acids. The transcript has 2 exons. Lineage: Eukaryota; Fungi; Ascomycota; Dothideomycetes; Mytilinidiales; Mytilinidiaceae.
AUGCUGUACCCUUCCUCUCUCCUCCGCUGGCUACAGCGCAAGCGCUACCAAUAUGAGGUCACGUUCUCGCUGUACAUGCUCACGCCGACGGAGAAGUUCAUCUUCAACUCCUUCCUCUUCCUCUUCCUCUCCAUGAUCAUCAUUGCCGCCUCUUUAUAUCUGCCCGAACAUCUCUCGCUGCUCGCGCGGCGCGCGUUCUACUACUGGGGCGGGGACGAUACCAGCGCGACGGGCGCGAAAGAGACGCCAGGCUUUGCAAGCCCGCUGAGCGGACGAGGACGGGGACUUAUGGAGGCAUAA